AAAAACCUUUCUGCUCCCAAGUCCCUCCCUCGUACUUUCAACCCCUUGAGAUGCUUUCGCUUCUGCCGCUCUCUCGAUGAAAGAUUGAAAUCAAAUAGUUGCAGAAACCCUAGAGAGACACCUGACUCCUGAAGCGACUUCAACUUGCCGAAAUUCCAGAGAGAAGGUAACAUACCCUUCGUAUCCUUAAUCUCGUUGCCUAUUACUCUAUUUAGUGACAAUGAAGACGAUUAAAGGAUCGAUCACAUCUUCAAAUCCCAUCUCACUAUCAAAAGCUGCUUCAGUUCUGCACAAAUUCAUCAAUGAGGACACUGGAGCUUCGCAAGCUGUUUCUGUGUACCUGAAACGAGCUUCCGCUGCCUUUGAAGAGCUGGUUGAGUUUCACAAUGAACUCAAAGGAAGAUCCCACCGCAAACACAAGAAAAUUCGUAUGGAGACGCUGGAUAACGGAGCCCUAAAAGAUGCCGAGACAAACCACGAGGAAGAAGGCACAACGGCCGCCGAGCGAGGUCGAUUUAUUGAUUCCUUGGAGGAACAGAGUGACAGGAAUAGUGGGAAACCGAAAGGAGGGGGUUUUGAUGAUGAAGGAAUCAACAGGCAGAGAAAAAAGAAAAAGGAUUUCAGUGACUAUGGGCCCGAAGCCAAGGUUGGAGAAGGUGGAGCUGGCAUCCGGAUUGUGGAGGAGACGAAGAAAAGGAAAAAGAAAGAAGUGGAAGAUGGAGGAUUGAAUGAUUACGAGGAGCAGCAUAGUAGGAAGAACAAGAAAAUUGUAGACGGAGGAUUGAAUGAUUACGAGGAGCAGCAUAGUAGGAAGAACAAGAAAGUUGUAGAUGGAGGAUUGAAUGAUUACGAGGAGCGGCAUAUCAGGAAGAACAAGAAGAGCAAGAGGAGGAACGAAGACGAGAAAUAGCCACUGGUAACCGUGGUUUUGUUGUUUGAUCUACUCAGAAGAAAGCGUUCCCGAGAAAAUUUAAACUGAAGUUAUUCUUGGAUUUCUGCUUCUGUGGAUUAAUCCAAUUGACCUGCCAGUCAAGCUGCAGCCAUGAUCUCAGGUAGACAAUGAUUUUUGGAAUCUAUAACAUGUAUUUGGGAGAACUGUCUGCAUGGAGAUAUAUCAUGCUAUUGGACUAUGCGGAUGUUGGUACCAGUGGUAGUAUGUUGAUACAUGCAUACAUACUUUUUUCAUAGUACCUUGCAGUCACUGACUGCCAUCUUAUCUCCGUGUAUAUUUGCUUUAGUCUUCUGGGACUGGGAGUUCAGGUUUGGGGGCUGAAGAAGUCUACCUGUGGCCCAGUUGGCAUUAUGAAAGCGUUGGUUGCAUUGUGUUUUGGCUGCCUACAUAACUUUAUUUUUUAAAGUCUUGAGCACCAUGGGAAGAGAUUGGGUACCUUAUCGUAUACUCUUUUGAUCUGGGUCAAUAAGAUAUGUAAUUUACAGUUCAUUCUGCAUUGCUGGGUCAUUUUGUGGUUACAAUUCAGUUAUACAGUUUUUGAUCUGGUUGUAUGAUCAAAGAAUAUCGUGAAUGCUCCAAUUUGUUAUGUCU
This is a messenger RNA of Macadamia integrifolia, 1543 nucleotides long. RefSeq lists its product as uncharacterized. The transcript is spliced from 2 exons. Bases 221 to 910 code for a protein of 229 amino acids. The record is from RefSeq and is a predicted model, not a curated record. NCBI's taxonomy places the organism in Eukaryota, Viridiplantae, Streptophyta, Magnoliopsida, Proteales, Proteaceae.